Messenger RNA from Daldinia childiae, 1779 nucleotides. RefSeq lists its product as uncharacterized. The coding region runs from base 1 to 1779 and encodes 592 amino acids. The transcript is spliced from 4 exons. Lineage: Eukaryota; Fungi; Ascomycota; Sordariomycetes; Xylariales; Hypoxylaceae. The record is from RefSeq and is a predicted model, not a curated record.
AUGUCUGGGCGCCGUCGUCCAGCGACGCGUCAGACUGAGACCGCUGAGCCAGCGGAGCCGGUCGCGAGACAAACUCGACGAAGCGCUAGACUUACCGAAGCAUCUGUCGAGCCUGAAUCCCGAUCGCAGAUUGAAAUCUCUCGACGUGGUACUGGACGUCGUCGUCGUAAGAGCCUUGAGAGCAGCGCGACAAACGAGGCACCGAAAGACUCUACAGAUAAUGUGAAUUCCGAGCUAGAAAACGACCCAGAAGAUGAACCAGAAGAUCUUGACUUGGCCCCGAUAUCUGAGCUUGCCAUUUCCCAGAAUGACGCAGGAUCCGAGACAGACGAUGUUUAUGAGUCAUUGGAGGUGGACGCUUCUAGAAUUCAAGAUAUGCUCGACUUUGAUAUACCCAAACUCACACGCUGGUCCGGCAACAUGUACAGCGUCCUAUCAUCUAUAGAUAACAAGCAGCCAAGCGCGGAAGAUCGUUCAAGGCCUUCCGUUGACCCAUAUAAAGUGGCUGCCAGUAUAUUCUAUAGCCAGUUCUCGCAUGCUCCUGACGGCUCCCGGGUGGUUGCCAGCCAAGAACAAUACAAACCUUUGGCUGGGAUCAAUAUUAGCGAAAACUCCGACCUCCAUGAAAUCUAUCAAGCUCGCAUUCAGGAGAUUAUCUCUAUUCUUUCUUCCGAUGACAUAUCUAAAGUGGAAUCACGUCUAGAUCAAGAUUGCCCCGAGGAAAAACUCUUUAAUGACCUCAGAUCAUGGGGCCUAGAUAUGUAUAAGCAACUUAAUAGUAUGCCGACAGACCAGGGAAACGUGGAAGCCGCCAAACCAGCAAGAGGAGAAGAUAUGCAUGCACUAGUAAGACGUGAAGAAUCAGAGCCUCUUUUCGUCAAUAACAAUGAAGAGACUAGAGGAGACUCUGACUCUGAAUCAGACACAGACGUUACAGGAUAUGAUAAACUGCCAACCCAAGAAUCUAAUCGGAAUUUCAUUAAUAGUUCCGCCAUCCUGGCCGCCGUGAGGCGGAGCGAGAAUCAGCGUGUAUCAAGUUCUAUAUCGGUACCGCCUCCUAAUCAACAAGCGAUAGAGGGUAAUGGGCAUAGAUCCAAUAUCAGAGACGCAAUCCGUGGCUUAGAUCCUAGCCAGGUAAUUAGUCGUAGGAGGAAACGCCCAGCUCCUAGUGAAGAUGAUGCUAGCGAAGGCGAUGAUGACUUUGAAGUAAAUACACAACUUUUUAACGAAUCCAGGCGGUCUCGUAACGAAGAUGCAACUGUUCAAAGACCGCCUUCUGAACGCCCCCGAACCUUGGAACAACCUCGGAUUGUGCGUCGCCAGCAAGUUACUAAGGAGCGGCCGCGGAGCGACAUAUCUGAAGAUCUUAAUUUACAGGAACGAGAUAUUGUCAGGUUAACUCAGGAGGCCCGAGAUGCUCGACGUGCGACCUAUGUGAACAGGGCCAAGCCCCGGCAAAUUCGCGUAGCGUGGUCCUUCUCUGAUACCUCCAAACUCUUGGACCUAAUCGCUGAUCAAUCCGUAAAUUGUUCAUGGAGCACCAUUGCGAGAAUAGGCGAUUUCGAAACCCCACGAAACCAGCAACAAGUACGUGAUAAGGCCCGUGGUUUGAAAGUUUUGUAUCUAGAAGGUGACCAGGUUUUGCCACUGGGUUUCGAUCAAGUUGUUCUAGGCCAGAAAGAAAAGGCUGCAGUCAUCAGGUGUGGCAAGAACCCUGAUCGGCAAGAAGACGACCUAAAUGAAUAUGGCGAAAUUACCAAUAAUAUAUGGAUUGGUUGA